CGUCACUUCUCGCAUCACACCACAAGCUUCAAGCCUCCAAGUCAAGCACAAACAAGACAUCAACAUGGACUCCACCAAUACCAGUAACGCCGACGACAUCGUCAAGGUGGCCGCACUCAUUUGCCUGGUGGUCUUCACCACCGUCAUCAUCAGGUACCAAGCAGGUGCCAACACUCCUGCGAGUCCGUCAACACUCGCAGCUCGACUCUGGGAGCGCGGUGCUUCUGCUUCCAUGGCUGAGGGCGACGGUGGUGCUGCUCCUGGCAAUGUAGUUUUGUUUGGCGGUGAUGAUGUAUCUAGUUCCGUAGCUGACAAAGUGUACCUCUACCGGUCUGCUGCCCAGGGCCAGGCUGCUCCUGCUCCGUUGAGAUUCUCCUUGAGGUCCCGUGGCUGCAGUGGGUUCCCCGCCUUCCAUUUGUUUCACGGUUGGAAGGCUGGUGAGCGGGAGUUAGGGCUAGUAACCCCAGACGUGACCUCUUGGUCUGCCGAGGGGAAUCUGGCUUGCUGCCCUGGUUUCCGUUUCUCCUCUUCCGUUAGACAACUCCAGAAUCAAGCCCUGUUCGUUGUCGCCUCUUCCAGCCUCCAACAGCAGCAAGUUCAAGCUCAAAGGGAGGCAUCGGAGCCAAUGUCGGUGAUGAACGAGCCCAUCACUCCCGAGGCUACCUUCCGGAGAACAUUGCGCCUGGGCCUAUUGCAAAUGUUCACCCAACUCACACUGCUUGUCAUCCGUUUGAUGAGCCAGCACUGUCAUCCCACAUCUGAGGUGCGAGUGUUCACGGACUCGCAGGAGUUGUGGCACCGGAUUGCACACGCCAUCACUGGUUGGAUUGCUAUCGACCACAAGUUGUUCAUAGACCCAAUGAAGACACCAAUCCAGCGUUGGCCCGCUUCUGACUCCGGAUCAGUGGUGGAUCACAGUCAUUUGGACUGCAAGGACAACAGUCGGCUUCUGCAGAUGCAAGGAAACGAUCUUGCAUGGAAUCCACAUGUACAUAGCCAUAGCCAUAGAAGCACGCGUGUAAAUCAAUCCCUCAUCACGCUACACAAUCUCCUCCAUGUUCGCUACCGCCUUCACUUGAGCUAUCAUCCGUGCUUCCUGGCACUCGUCUACUGUCCCUCUUCGAAACAGCUGUGGCAUUCUUUCCCUCGUGGUCAUACCUCUGCCUUUCGUCUCGUGCAUGCAAACUCCAUGGAAGUCCACUUGUCCGAGUUUUGA
Messenger RNA from Neurospora tetraspora, 1216 nucleotides. RefSeq lists its product as uncharacterized. Bases 65 to 1216 code for a protein of 383 amino acids. NCBI's taxonomy places the organism in Eukaryota, Fungi, Ascomycota, Sordariomycetes, Sordariales, Sordariaceae. The transcript has 6 exons. The record is from RefSeq and is a predicted model, not a curated record.